Endocarpon pusillum Z07020 is the source of this 390-nucleotide messenger RNA. RefSeq names its product Transcription initiation factor IIA subunit 2. The transcript has 2 exons. Gene Ontology annotation, cellular component: transcription factor TFIIA complex. The record is from RefSeq and is a predicted model, not a curated record. Gene Ontology annotation, biological process: transcription initiation at RNA polymerase II promoter; RNA polymerase II preinitiation complex assembly. Gene Ontology annotation, molecular function: RNA polymerase II general transcription initiation factor activity; TBP-class protein binding. Bases 1 to 390 code for a protein of 129 amino acids. NCBI's taxonomy places the organism in Eukaryota, Fungi, Ascomycota, Eurotiomycetes, Verrucariales, Verrucariaceae.
AUGGCCCGAGCAUCAAAGAGACAGCGAAAAGACAAGGUCCCCGAAGUACCUACUAUCGUACCAUGGCAUGAUCUAAUGCCUAGUGCGAAUAUCAGUAUCGGCGCCUCCUUGAUGGAUACUAUCGACGACCUGAUCAACGAAGGUCACAUCGAGCCACAGCUUGCCAUGAAGAUUCUAGGCAACUUUGACAAGAUUGUCCAGGAAGUGCUGGCGGACAAGGUGAAGGCCAGGUUGACUUUCAAGGGCCAUCUCGAUACCUACCGAUUCUGUGACGAGGUCUGGACAUUUCUAUUGAAGGAUGUCAACUUCAAGCUCGAUGGGAGUACGACUCUGCAUUCGGAGAAGGUCAAGAUUGUGAGCAUGGCGGCGAAGAAGCCGGAUGAGAAAUGA